Molecule: messenger RNA, 1525 nt
Organism: Phalacrocorax carbo (great cormorant)
Lineage: Eukaryota; Metazoa; Chordata; Aves; Suliformes; Phalacrocoracidae
Source: RefSeq, a predicted model, not a curated record
GCCGGGGGUAGGAGGAGCCGGGGCUGGAUCGCGGCGGCGGAGCCCCCAAAGUUUGCUCUGCCGGCGAAGGGCGGCCCUCGUCCCUCGUCCCGCCGCUUCCGGGGCUCCGCCGGGGCGGGCGGAGCGGAGCGGGCCGGGCCGGGCCGGGCCGGCGGGAGCCCGGUGGGAAAGGGGAGGGCGGGCGGCAGGGCGCCUUCAGGACGGGCCGCGAUGAAGAAGCCGGACGGGAAGGUGGUGCUGCUGGGGGACAUGAACGUGGGCAAGACCUCCCUGCUGCACCGCUACAUGGAGCGGCGCUUCCAGGAGACGGUCAGCACCGUCGGCGGCGCCUUCUACCUCAAGCAGUGGGGGCCGUACAACAUCUCCAUCUGGGACACGGCGGGACGAGAGCAGUUUCAUGGCCUCGGGUCUAUGUACUGCAGAGGAGCAGCUGCUGUGAUCCUCACGUAUGAUGUGAACAGCCUCCAAAGCCUGACAGAGCUGGAAGAAAGAUUCUUGGCCCUGACAGACAGUGCAAGUGCUGACUGCAUUUUUGCUAUUGUUGGAAAUAAAGUUGACCUCACCGAUGACUCUGCUUUACCACCGGAUGAAAAUAGACCCGAGAAGUCUGUUGCCAGUUGUGGCUCGAAGGUGCGAAAACAAGUCCGUGCAGAGGAUGCGAUUGCACUCUAUAAAAAGAUAUUGAAGUACAAAAUGCUAGAUGAAAAGGAUGUUCCAGCAGCUGAGAAAAUGUGCUUUGAGACCAGCGCAAAAACAGGAUACAAGGUGGACUACCUCUUUGAAACUGUGUUUGAGAUGGUAGUCCCAAUAAUUGUACGGCAGAAAGCCGAGGGGCCACCGCAGACUGUAGACAUUACUGACUACAAGCCAGCAAAAAGGACAAAAUCUGGUUGCUGUGCCUGAACCAGUUCCAUGGCAUAAGAGGAGGGAUUUUUUGCUCUGGCAAACUGAGGAGUAACAAGUGCUUGCAGUUCACCAGAAAGGCAAAGUCAAAGAAUAAAUAGACUAAAAUGGUAUAUGUGGAAAAAACAAAACAAACAAACACCCCACAAAAAAACACCAAAAAACAAAACAAACCCCAAACCAAAAAACACCAAAAAACAAAUCACCUGACCCUCAAAGGUUUCUGGGAAGCUCUGUGUAUGAAAAUGGGAACGUGAGUGAAAUUAUGGAGGAAGAUUUGUCAGUUUGUGGGCUCUGAAGACAAAUGGUGUGUUAGUACAAUUGGUAGCGACAAUCAUUUGAACAGUUUUGAAGGAGUCUGAUUUAUGAUGACUUGCGAUUCCAUGUUGUAUGUAAAUGAUCUGUUUGUGUACUCUUGACAGCUUUCACAUGAUUAUCAUCUUUGCUCUUGCAAUUCUAACUUUGGAAGAUUGAACACACGGUACUUUUUUAUUCUUAAGGAAAAAAAAGAAAAUCCAGGUAUAAAUUAUAUUUGCAGCUAAUAAAUCAGUUACAAUCUUUUUAUGUCAGAUAUGACAGUGUAAGAUUCAGCAGCUGAACUAUUAAAAUCACUGUGGAUACA